CACAAAUGCUGAAUGAUGAUGGCUCAUCACCUCUGGAGUUGACAUCUCUUUCUUUCCAAGACAACCAUGCAAAGCGAAUAGCGUUGUGGAAAAUCAUUUACUAUAAGAAUACUGGAUGGCUCACUUUCCACAGCUCGCAUUGUUUCACUGAUGGAGGAUCGGUGCUUGCUUACUUGAAAGACUUUGUCGAGGGCCUCAAUCAAUCGCAGGAGUCAAUCGCGCGAGAAGUGUAAUAUUCACUUGAAG
Molecule: messenger RNA, 246 nt
Organism: Metschnikowia bicuspidata var. bicuspidata NRRL YB-4993
Lineage: Eukaryota; Fungi; Ascomycota; Pichiomycetes; Serinales; Metschnikowiaceae
Exons: 1
Coding region: 6-233 (75 amino acids)
Source: RefSeq, a predicted model, not a curated record